Messenger RNA from Camelina sativa (false flax), 993 nucleotides. Its product is annotated as putative UPF0481 protein At3g02645. Lineage: Eukaryota; Viridiplantae; Streptophyta; Magnoliopsida; Brassicales; Brassicaceae. The record is from RefSeq and is a predicted model, not a curated record.
UUUAACAAAAUCGAAAUUCCAAUUUUACCCUGGUUAUCUAAUUAAUUAUUAAUUUUUAAUAUAAAAAUUCUCGGUUUUCUGUUAACCAAGUCAAACCAGAAAUUAACCCGGCUAUCUCUCUUCUUUCUCCUCUUUAAUCGGAUCAUACCCAAAAACCAUGAUUGAUUCGAAAACCCACCACCGCAGUUGAUUGAAGAGAUGCCGUCUUUGAUCAGAUUGAUCGGUGAAGAUGAUGAGAUUUUAAAGGCUCAGUUUCAUGAGUGUAAUCAUAUCUUAGAUUUUUUGUAUUUCCGAGAAUCGAAGAAGAACUCGAGGAAGAAGAAGACAGAGUAAACGACAAUGGCGGAAACAGAGCAAUCAUGUUUCUGAGAGAGAUUAAGCAUCAAUUCAAAUGGGUUUUCGCGUCUCAAACUGUGGAUCUAAUCUUGAGAUUCCAGUGGAGAAUCAUAUCAAAUCUUCCUGGCUUCAUGGCUCUGAAACUUUCAGCUGAUUAUCUCGUCACAAGACAAGAACACGAGGCAGCAACAAUAGCAACAUCGGUUUUGGAUCCGGAUAUCGAAAAGCCUCCUCUUGUAGAAGAGCUUGCAAUCCCAUCAGUCUCAGAUCUCCACAAAGCCGGAGUUAGAUUCAAAGCAACAACGAACGAUUCUUGUGUUUUUGGCUGCGGUAUUGUUGAUGGCGAUGUCGGCGUUGAAAGCUUCGUAGAAGAAAGCAGAUUUGUGGGAGAGAGAUGGGUAUGAGAUGGAGAGAGAUGAGACCGAUUGGAAGAAGGAGUUCGUAGGGAGGGGAGAUGAGAGGAGAUCGAGAAGAGAGAAACAGAUUCUUACUUUGUCUUGAGCAAAAUAAGAAUUAGAGAGAGGAGAAAGAAGAAGAGAGAUAACCGGGUUAAUUUCUGGUUUGACAUGGUUAACAAAAAACCGAGAAUUUUUUUUUAAAAAUUAAUAAUUAAUUAGAUUACUAGGGUAAAAUUGGAAUUUUGAUUUUGUUAAAAAA